CCCGCAUCUUCAAAACCUUUUUCUAUUUUAAUUCCUGUCUUUCUUUCGGCAUUGUAUUACCUUCACAAUCUCUGGAAGCAAUCAUUCGUUCUUUUCUUUCACCCAUAACCGACCUUGCACCGGCAGGAGAUAGCAUACAGUUGGUGAAGCCUACCGGAACAAAGUCAACAAAUAAAUGACGACACCCAACACGUUCAGCCGUAGCUGGCACGGGGCAGACGACAGUUCCAAGCAGGUGUACGAGCCAUCAGAUCGAUACGCAGAAGUUGUCCCCGGGCAAAAUGCACCUUUGCCAGUCGAGCAUCAACCCUACGACGCGCCUGUCUCAACACAUAUCCAAUACGACCCGCAACAAAAGGAGCCCGCUACUGCAUACUACCAAAAUGUCGACGGCUACGCGCAGCAACAACAGCAGCAGUAUCAACAACAAGCAUUUACUCCGGAUCCCAGCUCGCCUCGCGUGACGGCAUCGACUCCACUGACAAGCAAUUCACAACCUCUCGAAAAGGACGGCAAGAGCGCCACCCGAAGUCGACCCAGCUGGCUCUUGGCGGCCGGCGUCGCCCUCGUUGCGGCCCUCAUCGCGGCCGCCGUCUCUGGCAUUGCUGUAUGGAAGGCCACAGAGACCAAGGGAGCCGUAAACUGCGAAACAACCAUCGGUCCUGACGGUAGACCUACCCCGACUGGCGGAAAGGAUGGUGAGGCCGUGACGUGCCCUGCGAUUAUGGGAACCAGCGUCGGUGGUGCCGAAAAGGCCAUCAGGGAAAACUCGGGUCUUGCCGCUGUCGGGUGGCGAACCAAGGAUGAGCAGCAUAUCCAGCUGAUUUAUCAGGACCCGGAUGAUAAUUUGAUGACCAGUUGGUUCGGAUCCAUGUUUGUGAACUGGACCGUGCCCAGGAAGGUCGCCAUGAAAUCAGGAGACAAAGCCAUGGGAGGCACGCCGCUCACCGUGAGCACCAUCUGGUUCGCCACCAAUGUUGCCGACGAGUUCAUGGCUCAAAACCAGAUGUACUAUCUGUCGCCAAAUGGCACCGUUCGGGGAUACAACUUCCGUCUGAUCUGGCCAAUUGGCAUGCCAGAUGGCGUUAUGCUGGAAAACUUCCAGGCUUCACCCCAAUCGUCACUCUCCACUCUCUGGCCCUUCCAGCACUACCAGGAUUCGGACGGUUCCAUCUACGAGUUGACGCUGGUUAACAACAAAGCCAAGCUCUCCGACGUUCGCAACGCCGACAAGGGCACCCCGCUGCUCGCCCUCCCGGUUACGAGCAAGCACGACAGGGACGAGCUGCGACUGUUUUACCGCGAUACAGAAGGCAAACUCGCCCUGUUCGAGCGCGACGCCACGGGAAAGGUCACCGAGGCCACCGCCUCCCUGGGAAUACCGAUCCCCGCCGAUGCCAAGCUGGCCGGUUUUGCCAACGCCCGUGCAGCCACUGGGCCCGGCAUCAACACAUUUUUACUGUGGCAGGACGCGUCGCAUGCCAAGGAAAACGGCGGCAUUCGGAUUCUGUCGCAGACGGGCGGCGCCAAAGACUGGACGGGACCCGCGUCUGAUCCCGUCUUCAAGGACGCGGACGUGCCGACCCAUGUCACCUGCGUGAACGAGGGCAUGGGCGGCAGCAACAUAUCAGGCCAGGACGCCCCCUUGCUGUCCACCAGCAGCGACAUGAAUAGGUGUUUCUUCCAGGCGGGACGGAAGCUAAAGCAGGUCUGGUAUGACGGGAAGCAGUGGGUGGAUUUGGGGUUUGUGCUGAUGCCUUGAGGGGUAAAGUUCUCAAGUCAAUUUGUAAUAAUAUAUAUCUCAUGAGUAUUAAGUUUAAUGCCUUUCAGCCCAACAUUAACCUUCGAGUCAAA
Molecule: messenger RNA, 1854 nt
Organism: Pyricularia grisea
Lineage: Eukaryota; Fungi; Ascomycota; Sordariomycetes; Magnaporthales; Pyriculariaceae
Exons: 2
Coding region: 176-1762 (528 amino acids)
Source: RefSeq, a predicted model, not a curated record